This is a messenger RNA of Naegleria lovaniensis, 498 nucleotides long. RefSeq lists its product as uncharacterized. Gene Ontology annotation, biological process: regulation of GTPase activity; endoplasmic reticulum to Golgi vesicle-mediated transport. Bases 1 to 498 code for a protein of 165 amino acids. Lineage: Eukaryota; Heterolobosea; Eutetramitea; Acrasida; Naegleriidae. The transcript has a single exon. The record is from RefSeq and is a predicted model, not a curated record. Gene Ontology annotation, cellular component: trans-Golgi network; cis-Golgi network; TRAPP complex.
AUGAGUCAAAAAUCAUCCACGAAAACUGCUGCUCUCUCCCUUUUUGAAUUUCUUCACAUGGAGAUGGUUGAUUAUGUCAUGAAUGAUCUGGGUCAAAAUUCAAAAGAAAAGGCUUAUUCUGUAGUUGAAAGAAUGGGUUAUAACGUCGGAUUACGAAUUGCUGAAAAAUUGACAAAAGAUAGAACAACCCGAUUCGCUGACGAUCUCGAUAUUAUUAAAUUUAUUUGCAAAGAAUUUUGGUUGGAAGUAUUUAGAAAGCCGAUAGAUAACUUGAAAACAAAUCAUAGAGGAACAUAUGUGCUCAAUGAUAAUCGGUUUCUUUUUUUGACACGAUUUGCAACAUCAAAUUCCGAUGAAACGAACAAUGCUGCCAAAGAUUAUGUUGUGUGUGCCUGUGGCGUUGUUCGUGGAGCUCUCACAGUUCUUGGAAUUGAUGCUUUUGUGACAGCCGAAAUCAAUGCCGUGCCAGUGGUGUUGUUUAAAAUUCAAAAAAAGUAA